CGUGUUGCAUUUUGGGACAUACUUCUCCUAUGAGCGUUUUUACCGCCAUGAUGGAUCCUAGAAAAUGGGAUCCGAAGAAGAAAAUUUGUCCAAGUCAGUCUUGAAAGACGACCUGACAGGCCAAAAACCUCAAAAUGCUCUAAUACGAUUUCCCUAGUGUUUGUUUCAAAAUUUUCUUGAACCUGCACGCUUUGUGCAGUGUUUCAAAUUUUUAAAUUUGAGCGCCGCUUUGGAAACUCAACAGCGCGUCAAGAUGAGUAAAUUGUCAUUCAGAGCUCGGCAGCUCGAUUCCAACAAGGCUCUUCCAGUGUAUCGGGCGGAGGAACUACCCGAUUUGACGGAAUUCAGCACUAUAAACCGUGCUGUGCCUCAAAUGCCAACUGGAAUGGAGAAAGAAGAGGAAACGGAACACCAUCUCCAGAGAGCCAUCUCGGCACAGCAGGUUUAUGGGGACACUCAACAACUUGUAAUUCCUACUCCAGAAACAGAGGAAUUGAAGGAGAAAGUGGUUGACACCCUUUACCAUGAUCCAUUCAAGCAGCCGAAACAGUACAUUCAUGUUCAAGCUUUCAACUUCGAGGAGGAAUUACCUGAGUAUGAUAUGGACUCAGAAGAUGAGGAGUGGCUUAAGGCCUUCAAUAAAAAGAAGGAGCUCCUGUCACCAUUUAAAUUUGAACAUUUCCUUGACCAGUUGGAGCGAAAUUCUGGAAACCAGGCGGUGUCUUUGAAUGAAGCAAAGUCAUUGUUGAAGGAGGGUGGUGAUGUUAUCAAGCCUCUGUAUGAGUAUUGGAUGAAUAAAAGAAAAAAGUUGAAGGAUCUGGUGGUGUCACUGACUCCUCAGCUUAAAGGAGAAAAGAGGGAUGGCUCGUCUGCGAGUGAUCCAUACGUGGCAUUCAGAAGAAGAACAGAAAAGAUGCAAACAAGAAAGAAUCGUAAGAAUGACGAGGCUUCAUAUGAGAAGAUGCUCAAACUUCGAAGAGAUUUGAAUAGAGCUUGUACAAUUCUGGAUAUGGUGAAGAGAAGAGAGCAGUCCAAAAAGGAGCUCCUUCAGCUUACUGUUGAAGUAUUUGAGAAAAGAUAUGCUGCUGGAGAUUAUGCAGGCCAAAUACUUCAACAGUGUAUGGAUAUGAUCAGAUAUCAGCCCCCUGCCACCAAUCUCACUGCACCCACGUCGGCAGGUUAUGGUGACAAUGUAACGCCAGGCUCUGCCACAGGAGGUGACAGGGAACACGAGUCGUGGAGACGAGGAUUGCAGGAAAGGCCACGGAUAGGAAAGAAUGACUUUGUCAAUGAGUUAGGAAUCAAAAGACCUAAACUGAGUCACCCCGCUAAGGUUGCUCAUGUUCAGCCACCUGGAGAUCAGAUGCUGUUCAGUGACGAUGAGGAACUCAUUCGCGUAUCGCCUCCUCCAGUGGAUAUUCCUUCAGAACCCGAAGAUGACGAUGAAGACCCAGAUGGCAGAUUUGCAUUUAAAAGAAAGCUUGGUGUCAAAUACAUGCCGCCUCGAUUCGAUAUGCCUCAGCCACUCGCAUGGGUAGAUCCAUCAGAAGGUGGGUUGGGUGACAAGAGAUUUCGUUUCAGCUGUACAUCGAUAUCGUCGCCGCAGAGAGUGAUUGGCUUUGCAAGAAGGAGAGUAGGACGAGGGGGAAGAAUAUAUAUGGAUCGGGCCUACAGUGCUUUAUCAGAAGACUUGGAUGAGUUAGAUAUGCGUCUAAACUCAUCAUCAUCUUCGCUCUUGUUACCCAAUGGCUUGUUUCCGUACGACCACCUUACAGGGUGGAAAAAACCCUCACUGCCGCAUUUUAGACCUAAAUCGCCUCCCACGCAAGUGUCAUUCGCCUCGUAUUCAUCUCCAGUGUCGACAGAAGCGCCCUCUGCCAGUAAACAGAACGGAGAACCCAGACCUCGACUACAUAGGAGCUUUUCCACACAACCAAGAUCAAAAUUCUCACUCAACCCCACUCCGACUAAUGGAGUGGUUGGGCCGAAUUUCACUCAUAACAACAUGAGCCGUAGCUCGCUAACUAAUGGACCUUUAUCGAAUCAAGGUGGUUAUACCACGGGCACUCUUCUUAGUAAAAACACCGCCUACUCCACAGCGCCCAUGAAGGCGGUUUAUGCAUUGAACUUUCCAGUCAAUUCGAACAUUUCAGGGCACGCGUUGUCCAAUAGUUUGGUGCGAGGUAGUGCACCGUUCUCACCCACGGCCCUUAACUCAUCGCCAUCUGCAAGUGCGACGUUGAGGGCAAGCGCUGCUGAAAGCGCUGGCGCGGAACGAAUGGAAAUAGACGUCAAUAGAGUAGAUGGCCUCCUAAGCACAUUAGAUGGAUUAGGGACCUCAAUCAGCAGUUUACCAAACGCAACGUGAUAAUAAAUGCCAUUCAAAGAGAAUUUAAUCUGCCAAGAGACAGUGUUCCGUACAAACAGGAUGGUCUCUUCUCUAGUACAGUUGUAAAGCGCUCGAAAUAGCGAACGAAACUAAUGUUCAUGGGAAUGGGGAUUCAUACAGCGGAGUUGCAAGAGGACAUAGCGAGAUACAGUAGAGGAAUAAACGUUUACAUCACCCCAAUGGAUUUCAAGGCACCCAAGGCUGACAUCGUCUUCUUUAUCAUUAAUCAAUGCAGACGUUACUUUAGGAAUAUUUUACUUACUCGUCAGUUAACAAAUCAACUCGUUAUAAACCCUGCCAAAGUUAAUACUGUUCGUUCUCUGUGACUGCAGCCAUGGUUCAGUUUAUAUUUACCCUAUAUUUACAUGUUUGGUUACAUAACCUUUUCGCUCUUUGAAUUGGUAGCUGUUUUGCAUGACUUUUUUUUCCGCUAUAUCAUAGUUUUUGUUUCGAACAGGAAACUGCCACUUCUGACAACAAAAGCUGCUAGAAUCACUCGGGCGCGUUUGGGCUUCGAGGUCAAUUUCAAGUUUUUCCAAACUCGCUAGAGCGUUUACAAUAGAUAUCGUUUUGAAUUGUAAGGCGCGUUUCUGUUGCUGAAACUUUCUUUUGAAGAGGUACCGUAUAGAAAUGAGCGUAGGUUUUUUUUUGUAUUUUGGUUAAAUCAUGUAUAUUUGCGUUUUUUUCCGAACGCUUUUCGUACAGGUUGUAUAUCAUGGAGUUGUUUUGCUGUUUGCUUUUGGACGUGCAGACCGCAUUUAGUUUUAAUUAACAAGGCUGUAGUUAGAGAGGGCGUACAGUCACUCUAAAAUGUUAAAAACAAACAAAAAAAAAAACUACAAAACUCAAAACGUCCAUAGAUUCAAGGUCAUGGAAGAGUCAGGAAACGCCGAACGGUCUCGUUCGCUCGGGAAGCGCCGAAUCUUUAUGCUCGGGUGCUCGAGAUUCUUCAGCUCUUCGUGACGGUUCCCCGACCUUGUGGAGUAAAUAUAACGGCGGUAAACUACGAGACAAAGUGGGUGAUCACUAUGUGUUAAUAUCUACGGAACCGAUCAGUGUACAAAGUAAAUAAAGCCCGAUCGACGUUCCUGUAUUUUUUAAGACAUUAUUUAUUACAAAUUAUAGGAAGAUUAUUCGCGCAUCAUGGCACGACUUGACUCAGUGUGUUGAGCAUGAUGCGGUAAUUCUCAGGUGCAGCGUUGUUCAGCUGUUUAGCGUGUAAUUAAAUCCAGGCAGCGCCCUUUGCCCCGGGCACUCAGUGCAGGGACAGAGUUUUAUUUGAAUUGUUCUCCUUAGUUGAAACAAAGUCCUAUAUUUUAUAAAGCAAUCCGCGAUCUCGAACAAAUACACUCUUUGUAUAAGUGUCUCUUUCGUAUUUCCUUCUAACGUAUUUGUGUACAAUAAAUCGCUGACUACAAAAAAUAA
Orbicella faveolata is the source of this 3814-nucleotide messenger RNA. RefSeq names its product enhancer of polycomb homolog 1-like. Gene Ontology annotation, cellular component: NuA4 histone acetyltransferase complex. Gene Ontology annotation, biological process: regulation of transcription by RNA polymerase II. Lineage: Eukaryota; Metazoa; Cnidaria; Anthozoa; Scleractinia; Merulinidae. The record is from RefSeq and is a predicted model, not a curated record.